This is a messenger RNA of Ceraceosorus guamensis, 1818 nucleotides long. RefSeq lists its product as hypothetical. The record is from RefSeq and is a predicted model, not a curated record. The coding region runs from base 149 to 1537 and encodes 462 amino acids. Lineage: Eukaryota; Fungi; Basidiomycota; Exobasidiomycetes; Ceraceosorales; Ceraceosoraceae. The transcript has 3 exons.
GAUGCGGCGACGUCUCGUCGCUUCACCAUGUGCGUAAAUUGCUGCAUGACCAAAAGCGGAAUGACCUUGCUACGCACGUGCGGGAAGUGUGUAUGGACUGGAAUUUCAAAACCGGCGAUAUAGAAGAGUCUCACCCAAGGCGAAUGGGAUGGGGAGUGGACUACAGUUUCAAGGACCGCGAGAAAGUGAGAGGGCGAGACUGUCUUCAUCAGCACUGCAGGCGAGCUCAUCUUUUGCCGAUGACCUCACAUUGCGCCAGAUUCGCACAGAGGCGCGCGCAGCGCAAGGCAUCGAAGAGCCGGAACGUGACGAGACCGAUAUGUGGGUAGAGUGCCCCGCCUCGAUAGCAGCCGAGGAGCGGCAAGGAAUAGGAUCGGACGAAGGAUUCGAUUGGGAGUACAUGGACCAUCGAACAGACUAUCGAUGGGGAAGCGGACCCGACUUUGAUCUCGAGAAUGAUCCAGACGAGGACUGCGCGUGGGCGUGGACGAGAGUGGAGCGCAUGCCUGCGGGCUAUGGUCGAGCAGCACUCGAGGAAGAUCUCUUGCUUGUGCUUCGCGCCCUUCCCAACGUCGAGAAGAUGGAUUGGAACGCAAUGACGUGGCAGCUUCCCGAGGCAUCCGCACUGUGCUUAGGCAGAUCAUCGAGCCUGCGCGUCUUCAAGACGGAUUGGGACGCGAUGGCGUUUGAGCCAUUCGUCUCGGAUACGUGGCACGUCGCGUCGGCGCCAAAUCUGGUGGACUUGUCUUUCAGCAGCUACAAUCCCAAUGCUGUCGUUCUUCACGAGGUCCAAGCUUUAGGUGCUUCCAUGUCAGGAAACCUGCCGCCAAAUCCAGUGUUCCCGGCCGACGUCAAUCUUCUUGAUAAAGGAUGGGACAUCAACGAUCACCGAGAAGAAGCCUGGGAAGCACACUUGCAAGGAAGAGUCAGAAGUCUAUUGACUGCAAUCACAGUUGGAAGGCUGUCGCGACUGGAACUCGACUACGAUCACCUCUUUGCUCUGCGCCUCCUGCUUCCUAUCUGGCUCGCUCUAGACCUGCGCGCUAAGAGCGAGAAGUACACUCAUACCGCGGGAUACACCACUACGAAAGCUUGCUGCAACAAACUGCAAACUCUGCGCAUGCAGCUAUGGCCGUGCCUCGAGAUCUACGACGAAGUCCUCGCCACGACUGGAACAGUGCCGUCUGCGAUCACUUCGCAAGAUGCAGACUCUCCUACCUCUUCUGCUCUAGGAGCUGCGGCCGCCCGAGUUCAACAAAUCUGUGUCGAGACGAAUGAGCCCGACGUACACGUCUUCGAGCUCUGGAUACCUGGCGAUGCCAGUGAUGCGGAGCGGGAGCAAGCAAAGAAGGAAGAGGAGGAGCGUCAGAAGACGGCAUUUCAGCAGGACAACCCGCGUUCGGAGUACACGAGUCGGAUGCCGCCGUUCGAGAAAUGGCUUGCUGAAGAUCUCGAGCUGGCCAGCAAUGCUGUCCGAGGUUUGCUAUACUGGCGAAAGCAUCACGAUCGAUCACCUGGGAUCACCCUGUUCUCGUGAAUGGCGCCGGCUAGAAAGCAGCGCCACCUUUAGUGUUGGCAGCGGUACGGACCCUUCUCUUUAUGGAAAAUGUCCCUGGCCUUGUAGCGCGACGAUGGCCUACCUGAGCCUUGCAACUAUUGAGAACCUUCAUGCAGCGUCUGGCUCCCGCACGAGUCGAACAGAAGCAUCCAGCGAGCAACGAAUGCUCGCAUCGCGCUAAGUCUACAGCACAUGGGCGGCCAGCUUGUCUUACCUUGACGGACCGUUGGGGACGGAUUGCCGCCAAACAUGUGUUCGCA